This is a messenger RNA of Hemiscyllium ocellatum (epaulette shark), 4241 nucleotides long. RefSeq names its product transmembrane protein 70 (gene tmem70). Gene Ontology annotation, cellular component: mitochondrial membrane. The record is from RefSeq and is a predicted model, not a curated record. The transcript has 3 exons. Bases 21 to 746 code for a protein of 241 amino acids. Gene Ontology annotation, biological process: mitochondrial proton-transporting ATP synthase complex assembly. NCBI's taxonomy places the organism in Eukaryota, Metazoa, Chordata, Chondrichthyes, Orectolobiformes, Hemiscylliidae.
UGGGAGCGGCGGUUUCGGAGAUGGCGGCGGCUCUGGUGAUUCUCGUGUCCAGGCGCCGCUCGGUGUCACUGCGUGGGCUGGCGGUGACGGGCUUGUGUGCGGCCGCCCGGCCCCUCUCCGCCCGGAGCGUCUGCGCAACCCGCGCCACGUCCCCGGUGUCGGAUGGGCCGGCAGGGCCCCGGUUUGUUGGCAGUCGCGGAAGACCCCAGAUUUAUCUUGCACUCAGUCAACCUAUUCGCCACCUUUGCUCAGAUGGCAGCAACUUGGAAGGACGGUUGAUUUACAGUGGAAACCUGGCCAGAGUAGUACUUGGGGUGAAAUUCUUCUCCUACUCCACCAGCAUUUUCACUUUAUGUAUGAUGCCUUAUAUUCUCCUCCAUUCUGGUCUUGGAAUUCAGAGCCCUGCAGUACAAGUGGCUUUCUGUGGCAUAAUGGGAUUCUUUACUUUUUUAAGUCCGCUGGUAUUACACUUCCUCACAAGAGGUUAUGUGAUUCAUCUAUAUCAUGAUGCAAAAACUGAUAACUACACAGCAAUCACUUAUAGUAUUCUCCUCCAGCAGAAGAAAACUGUUUUCCAUCAAAAGGAUGUGAAAGUUCCAGGAGUCAGCAAACUGUUCACCACAUUUUAUGCGAACAACAAGUCACUGCUAGUAAAUCCAGUUCUUUUUUGGCAUCCAAAUGACUACAGUCACCUAAUGGGUUAUGAUCAGCCCUUCUCUUUUAAUUUGGAUGAACUGAAAAAAUAAUGAUGAAAAAGAAAGGCGAUGUUACUUCCACGCCUGUUCUCUCCAUCAUUGUAGUUAGCAGUGAGCUGCAUUUAUAUCUUAAUUUUGUACACUUGGAUUGAACAUAAACACAAGGAAGAAAUGCGCAGAUACUGGAAAUUUGAAAGGAAAACCGAACAUUUUAUGUUCACUUAGCAGAUCAAACAGCAUCUAUUAUUUAUAAUUGUUAAAUUUAAAUGUUUAUGUCUCUUCAUCAAAUCCUUGCUGACGACAGAUAUGUUGUGUGCACAACUACAGAAUAUAUUUUUUAUAAUGAUUCUAGUUUUUGUUUCUUGUAUAACCUCCACACAUUUGACACUGUCUGUCUAAUAGGAAGUGCUUGUGGUUACGGAGAGUUGACUUGAGCCUUCUCUAAUUUUCAUUUUCUCCUGUUAAACAGGCAAUAGCUGUGAUUUGAGAGGGUAAUUAUCCAAAAUGGCCUCUACCAUUAUUGCUUUGAACUACUUGCUGAAGGGAGUGAAGCUGUUUUGUUUUAAAAAAAAAUGUCCCUAAUACACAGAUCCUUUAGCUAAGCAGAGUGAAGAAUUAAAACAAAGGAUAUGUUGCUAGUGGCUGAGAUUUAAGCAUCUGAUUUAUUUUUAAGGUUUAUUACUUGGCAGGAGCUGUCCCUUCUGGUGAUGCCACUCUGUCUUGCUUUUCUAAGGAAAUACCUGAUUGCUAACAGGAAAGUAAUGACAGAGGAUCCAGUCAGUCUUAUUGUCGCCAUGCUGCAACAUUUUAGUUGCUUCACUUUUCCAUCUUGGAGAGUUUCCCACAGGCGAGAGCUUUAUGUUUGUGACCAAGAUGGCAGCCUAAUUUGUUGAUCAAUGAGAUGAAUGCAUCAAAAAAACUAGAUAAAAGCAAAAUACUGUGAGAAAUCUGAUAUGAGCACAGUGCUGGAAAAACUCAACAGCAUCUGUGGGGAGAAACAAAAAAUUGUUUCAGACAAUUCCUUGAAUUCUGAUGAAAAACAUUUGUUUGCUUUUGUAAACUGCUAAUGUUCUAUUUUUGUUUCUAAAAUACCCAGUUGAUCAGUUUAUGUAACAUAUUGGCAUGAUUGUGUACUGUGUAGAUGAAAAAGAGAAUAGCAUCUGGUUCUAUUGCACAGAAUUCCUGUUCAAUUAUGUUUUCUAAAGGCUAUUAAAAAGUGAGAAUGGCAAAUGGUCUUUCAUUUUCCUUAAUGCUGCUGAGAAAUAUGUACGGAUCAUUUCUUGUUUCAAGUUGUGAAAAUCAACUGAUACGUGACACUAAGGCAAUUUUCUGUGGUGUCAGCAAAUUAGCGACUUGUCACACUUAUAAUCUGGGUUGAGACUAGUAACUAGUCUCAACAUUUGAUAUUCCAAAGUACUUUACAGUCAGUUAGGUAAUAAUGAAGCAUAGUGUUGUAAAGUACAGCCAGUUUGCACACAAAAGCCCCCAGAAACAAAUUUGAUGACCAUAUUCUUAAAAAUUAGUUUGCAUAUAAAAUUACAGUUUAAUUCUGUUUCAUUGCAUUCUAGUUUUUUUUAAACAAAAGUAACCUGAAUGUGGGUUGACAGUAUGUGGAGUGCAGAUUUUACAGAAGUUUCCCCUGGAAUGUUAUAUGCAUCCAGAACCUAUUAUAAAUGUUGCAAUUAAUUAAAUUGACUUAACCAGAUGGCACACUUACUAACCAAAUAAUUUUCCACUGUAUUCUAAUUUUAAUGGAGUAGAGUGAAUGGAAUUGGAAAUGACUUUGAUUACAAGGGUUAACUAUAGAAUUUCCUUCCAAUCUCCCCCUCUCUUUCCUUCAUUUGCUGAUUCACCAACCUUUUGCUGUAGUCAGGAGAAUGCGAUUUCUGCUGUUAAGACCAGACUAGUUACUGUGGUUAAAAUGGAUUCGUGAUAGUUUUAUAUCUUGCAUCCAAAUGGGGAAAGUGCAUGGCUUUCUGCAUUGUAACUCAGCUGUGUACUUUCUUUGACUUCUUUGGUAUUUUUUAAUGAAAUAUAUUUGUGUAAGUAACCACUAGCUUUGGGACAGGAAUGUUGAAGUUGUUGGGUAAAGAUGGAAAUUUCUGUAACUUGUUAAUAUUUGAUGGAGAAUUGAAAGAAGCACAUUUGUUGGGUUGAUGUAUCAUGAGGAGAAAGUGAUGUAUCAUGAGCAGACUAAUUAGCUUCUGUGGGAUAGAAAAGUAAGGUGUCUUGCAUUUUUAACUGUUGCCUUUGUAUUAGAAACUUCAUUUAGGAUUAUUAUUACGAAAUCCUCAUGUUAUUGGUUGUAUUUAUCAAAUCCCAGAGUCCUCAACCUAAGCACAGUUGCCUUUAUGGAGUAUUUCCAAAUAAAAAUAUAUAAGAUUUAAUGUGAAUUUCAAUCUUGAAUUGCAAAAGCCAAUUUACAUUUAUAACACAGGUUAUAUACAGCAACACCUGAGUCACGCAACAUACACAAUAUGAUGACUUGAAAAGCAAAUGCAUCAUGUUGAGCAGGUCAGGUUGCAUCUAUGGAAGAAGAAACAAUUAAGGUCUACGUCGAUUCUUUGCUAGAACAAUAUUGUAGUGGUUAUGGAAAUGUGACAUUCUCUUGUUUUCUGUUAUAGUAUGUGAAUUUGGUUGGCUUUAUUUGGUGCUCUUUGACAUUGGUAGCUUUAGUACCAAGAUCUCAAUUGAGCACAGUCAUGAUUAUUAGCCAAGUUUUAAAAAAAAAAUUUAAAACUAAUUACUGAAAUGUAUAUCCAGUUGUUAAGAAUGAAUGAUUCUGCAACGUUCUAUUUUUAGUAUUUUAUUUGAUGUAUAUUGUGACAAAGUGGUGAAUAUUCACUUCACUUUAAUUGAUUCCAAGAACAUAAAUAGAAGCUGUAGAAGAUUAGUUGGAGCUCUGAACCAACACUUCCAUUCAUUAAGUGAAUGGGCAAACUCCAUAUUGACUCUACCUUCCCUACAUCUUUCAAUUCCUUUAGUAUGAAAAUUCCAUCUAAUUUUAUCUUCAAUAUUUCUGAAUGAUUCUCAUCGAAGAAUUGAACUAUUAAAUUGUGGACAACUUUCUUUUAGACAAUUGUUUUUUUUAAUAACCUGUUGGCAAGAGGCAUAACGUUGAUUUAUUGAACCUGACUAGUGAUGCUCAGUAUGAUAACCAUCUGCAAUGUUAACUUUACACACUUCACUGGACUUUCUUACUAAUUUUAAUAAGAGUAAAACUAAUAAAAAUAUGGACCUUGAGACCCAGAUACUUCAACUUUUGCUUUUAAAAAAGCUGCAUUCGUUAUGAAUUCAAUUUAGUAUUAAGCAUUCAGAUAAUUGCUAUUUCUGGUAGUGUCUAAAAGUCCAUUUUAAAAAAUUCAAUAUUUUAGCUGGCUUACAUGAAAUAAAAAAAUGAACACUCACUGAAAUUGAUAUUCCAUUGCGUUGUAUAGUUUCUGCUUUCUUAACCCCACAUACUAUAUUUAAUGUGAAAGUUAUUGUUUUUGUUAAAUGCAAAGUUACUGAUUUUUGUAAAGUGCAAGUAAUCUUUGUACAUCACCA